CGGUGGAGAUUAAAAGUAAAAUAUAUAAACGCUCUAGAUUUAAAACCACCAGACGCGGGAAAAUACCACUUAUAACCGGCGACCCAAACUAACUCUUCUGUCUGAACCGGCCAAUUUAAGAUUCAAGUUAAACCCUCUAGGCAAGACAGAGUGUUUCGUUUCACAGCAAAAGGAAAAACCCAGAUUCUUCACAUCGUCGUGACUUCUGUUUCUCGUCUCCCAUCUUCUUCGCGAAUCCGAUUUGCAGGUCUUAGGCGUCUCUGUUUCUUUCUCAGCAACUUGGUCGAUUUCUAGAUGGUUCUAUGCAUGUUGCUGAGAAUCACAUAUUAGAGAAGGCCAUCUUAGACAUGGGAAUACAAACUCUUAUAUGGCAAGUGACGAAGAAAGCAUUCACUGGAGGCAUUAUAGGGCUCACCAUUUCAGAUAGGUUUUGUAGCGUUGUUCCUGUGAGAGGAGACUCCAUGUCUCCCACAUUCAAUCCCCAGCGAGAUUCUUAUUUAGAUGAUUAUGUUCUCGUGGACAAAUUUUGCCUUAAGGAUUACAAGUUUGCGCGUGGUGAUGUUGUAGUGUUCAGCUCGCCGAGUCAUUACAAGGAAAGAUACAUAAAGAGGAUAGUGGGGAUUCCUGGGGAAUGGAUAAGUAGUACUGAGGAUGUGAUCAGAGUCCCAGAAGGACAUUGUUGGGUAGAAGGAGAUAAUAAAGCUUCCAGCUUAGACUCAAGAACCUUUGGCCCUAUUCCUUUGGGGUUAAUUCAAGGACGGGUCACUCGUGUCGUGUGGCCUCCUCAAAGACUACGCAAACUUGGUGGAUAAAGCUACUGGAGAAGGAGAAGGAGAAGGGAGAAACGGUAAGUUUCUUCCCCAUCCACUAUAUGAAUAUUCUCUUCUUCAAGAUCCUUUGUUGAGGAAUCUGCUUUGAACUAAAGAAUGGUUUUGUCAGAAAGAUUGGAUUUUUUGUUUGUUUGUUUGUUUGUUUCCCAUUUGUUCACAAUUUGUAAACCGGUUUUCUGGUGUUCAUUUUUUAUAGAAUCAAAUGGAUCUAUUCGUCUCCAACU
This is a messenger RNA of Brassica napus (rape), 1054 nucleotides long. RefSeq names its product mitochondrial inner membrane protease subunit 2-like. Bases 303 to 812 code for a protein of 169 amino acids. The record is from RefSeq and is a predicted model, not a curated record. Gene Ontology annotation, molecular function: serine-type endopeptidase activity. Gene Ontology annotation, biological process: mitochondrial respiratory chain complex assembly. Gene Ontology annotation, cellular component: membrane; mitochondrial inner membrane peptidase complex. Lineage: Eukaryota; Viridiplantae; Streptophyta; Magnoliopsida; Brassicales; Brassicaceae. The transcript is spliced from 5 exons.